This is a messenger RNA of Plasmodium malariae, 729 nucleotides long. RefSeq names its product conserved Plasmodium protein, unknown function. The transcript has a single exon. The coding region runs from base 1 to 729 and encodes 242 amino acids. Lineage: Eukaryota; Apicomplexa; Aconoidasida; Haemosporida; Plasmodiidae. Gene Ontology annotation, molecular function: peptidyl-tRNA hydrolase activity. The record is from RefSeq and is a predicted model, not a curated record.
AUGGGAAGCGGAAGCAGAGUUCUGAUAGCGCUGGGAAACGAAAUAAGAAAAGAAAACGUAGCAAAUUUCAAGAGGGGAGAUAUCAGCUUGAUGUACGUGGAUUACCUUAACAGGAAAUAUAAUUUUGGUGAAUGGAUUAAAUCGAGUAAUAUAAAUAGUUAUAUAUGUGAGAAGAAUAAUGUAAUUUUAAUUAAACCGAUAAUAUCAUUACUUCAGAAUUGUAGUAAUUUUCAAUAUAAUGUUGGUAAAUCAAUAAAAAAUAUGUUAAGCUAUUUAAAUUAUAAUAAUAACCCAAAAAAUAUUUGUUUUAUAAUACCAGACACUUAUAGACCAACUGGGAAAUAUAAAUUUAAAAAUUACAUAAAAAUACAUGAAAAAUUAGGAUCAGACUUUUAUAAUAUUUUAAAUUCUAAUAUAAUAAAUAAUUUAAAUGAUACAAAUUAUUUACAAUUAUAUAUUGGUAUAAACAAAUUACAUUAUGACCAAUCCACGGGAGUUAACUCAAUCUUUCAUGAGCCUAUCACUGAACAGGAAUAUAAAGUAUUUUAUAAAACGUUUCAGUUGGCUGAUGAAUAUUUUAAUAAAAAAAUUUUAAAUGCAAAUUUUGUAACUACCAAUUUCAUUGUUUUUAAAAAAAAAUAUCCUGCUAUGGAGCCUCAAAAGCAUUUUAAAGAAAACACCUCAACAAGGAGAUACAUACUGGAUGUGUACAGGCACAUGUACAAGUAG